Dendronephthya gigantea is the source of this 2340-nucleotide messenger RNA. Its product is annotated as leucine-rich repeat and WD repeat-containing protein 1-like. The coding region runs from base 83 to 1942 and encodes 619 amino acids. The record is from RefSeq and is a predicted model, not a curated record. Gene Ontology annotation, molecular function: protein binding. Lineage: Eukaryota; Metazoa; Cnidaria; Anthozoa; Malacalcyonacea; Nephtheidae. The transcript is spliced from 15 exons.
UUCUGAGAAGAAGAGAUCAAAACACGUGCAAAAUAUAAUAAUAAAAAUGUUAAAAAUCGUUUUCAAACUGCCUUUUUGAACAAUGGGGCAAACGAUCGGUAAAUCGGUGAUUGGAGAAUUAGAAAUUCUUGAAAUUACUGGCUGUAAAAGUCUGGAUGAAAUUCAACAACUGAGCCUCUCAGGAUUAAACCUUGUAUCUGUGAAUUCUGAUGUUUUGAAAAAAUUGACAAAUCUUCAAGUCCUGGAUGUGUCCAAAAAUAAACUAUCUGGUUUAAAGCUAGAAGGAUUUACUUUAAACUCUUUAAAGGAAUUAAAUUGUGCUUCCAAUAAUUUGGAUUCGGUUGAUGACUUUGUUUUGUUUCCGAAUUUGGAGCAAGUUAAUGUGUCGGACAAUGUGUCACUUGAGGUCGCAGAUCGUUAUAAGCUGGUAUCACUUUUGCCAAAACUUAAAGUGCUUGAGGAUAAGGAUGUAUCGGUGAUGAGGGAAGCUGUCAAGAAGUUUGAUGGAGCUUUGUCUGAAAAGGUUACUGAACUUUGGAAUGUCCUAUUUGAAGAAGCAUAUAGAAAGUCCGAAGAUGAGGAAUACAGAAAAGACUUGGCAAAUGACUUUGUCCAAUCUUUACAAGCUGAAGUUGUCAUUGGUCCAGCUGCUCUGAGGAAAUAUAGAGAAUUUAAGUUAACAUUACUUGGACAAGAAUAUGCUCAGAAACGAAGACAAGAAAAAGCGAUAGAUUUAAGGCCUGCAAAAGUAAUGAGAUCCUCCCCAGAUGCUGAUGAAGGUGUGUUUCAAUCACAAGGUUAUAAACCCCAGUUUAAGUCUAAGAGGCUUGGAGUUAACUACACUCAAUCGGAAUAUGUACUUUCUCAACUUCUACAAACUCACUCACUAAACAAUGAUCCAAACGACAGACGAACGCAAGUGUGGGCCUGUGAAUUUCAACCAGAUCCAAUGAACCCAGAGAAAACAACAACACUUUGUGCAACAUGCGGGGGUGAUGCAGUGUGUUUCAUUGAGUGCAAAACAGGAGAAGUGUCUAAAAAAUACAAGCAGCCAGGAGAUGUGUUUUACUGUCUUGCAUGGACUGUAUUUCCUAUAAAUGAGGGCACAGGUGUCGCAUAUAGAACUGCUUUAGCUAUUGGCGGCAAACAAUGUGAUAUCCGGAUAAUACAACCAGAAGAUUUAGUUUGUUAUGAUAGUAUUGAGGCACAUGAAGGUGCCAUUGAGAGUUUGCACUUUCAUCCAACUGAACCAACGUGGUUGUUUAGCGCUGGUGAUGAUAAUCAAAUAGUUUUAUGUGAAUUGGGGUUGUCUACUUCAACAAAAAGUAACCCCAAAACAACGAUAUUGAUGAAAAUAAAAACGCAAGGCAUUCUAAGGUCCCUCACUAUACCGCGACAUGGUGAGGUUUUGGUCGGUGGAGGAGACAGGGGGUGCACUGUGUGGUCUAUCGUCGCUUGCGCUAAUAAGAAAAGUGAGCUACCGUUAUACGAACUAAAUUUUCCCGGGAAGAAAAAAGUGCCACUGGAUUGUGUGAAGUGUUUGAGCGACCAUAUAAUUGCGACAAAAAGGGUGAAAGAAUCGUGUAUCAUGUUGUAUUAUUCUGAAUCUAGCUUUCAAAAGAAUGAUGCAUCGCCAGCAUUUCGCUUGCCCUGGAAACUCACAGAUACUCCUUUUAUCAAGUUCAACUUCCGCGCAGAUUGUGAUAUUUUAAUUGCCGGGGACGAUUUAGGAUGCGUGUGGAUUUACGAUGUAAACAGAUGUUUUUGCGAGUCUAGACAAGGAAGGAAGCUCGAGGAACUCAAGGAAACACAGAAGUUAGCUUGCGGCAAUGGGACGGUAAAGACCUUCAAUCAUGUGUGUUCGAGUUCAAAUAUGGACUACGUUGUCGCUGUUGCCGAUAGCAAUGUAGUAUCGGUGUGGAGAAGGUUAAAACCCGUAUAACAUACAAUGUACAUAUCGCGAGCCACUGCAUAUAUCCAACUGCCUUGACAAAAAGCAGUUUAUCACUUUGAGCAUGUAUAAAAAUCCUGGGUCACAACUUUUUACCCAUAUGGACUGGAGGGAAAUACUGCAUUCCUACGAAGUUGAAAUCCCAAAGGUUAAAUUGCUAGGGUGGGUUGUUUUCCAGCUAAAUCCCUCCCAUGAGGAAAUUUUUCUGUUUGUGUAUAUAUUUUAUAUUUUCUGUUGGGUGUUGCUUGUCUCGAACCUGUCAAUAUAGCCCAUGUGAAUGCUGUACCGAGAUAAAUACGCUCUGAUAUGGUUUGCAGUCGCAAAUAGCUAGGAAGGAGAACUAUUAAAGACCUUCAUUUCAUGCGACAUGUAAUUAUAUUUGUGAUCGC